CAACAAAAUAAUUGGCCGUCCAUUUUGCGAGACUGGUACGGCUAUAAUCGACCGAAAAAGCACUUAUAACGAAACACAAUGACGAUAUAUACGACAGAGGUGAAAAAGAAAGAUUCGGACGAUGUCCCAGAAGUGAAAGCAGUGUUGAUAGUGGAUGCAGAGAAAGCAGAAGAAGUUGCAGCACCUCCACCACCAAGACCUCGUAGAAGAUCUGGUUUUUGCACCACCUGUGUGGUGUGUGUUUUAGCUUGUCUGAUGGUUGCCGGAGGCGUGAUUGGUGGCAUGUUUUUAUUUAAACAUUUCACAAGAGGCAAAUUCAUAGGACGUUGUGGAGUGAAUUACAAGAACCAUGAGCUAAUGAUUGAUGAUGCCAUUGCUAUUCCACAAUACGAGUCAUAUUCCCUUGGUCCCACUUAUGACAUGGAUGAAGAUGUAGAAAUUGAUUCAUCAGAACUGACAGAAACCAUCACAGUACCAUCAUUUGAUGACAACCACCCUGCAACUAUAUUACAUGACUUCACCAGUAAACUGUCAGCUUAUAAAGAUCUGCAGGAAAGAUAUUGCUAUGUGAUGGAACUCAACACUUCUGCCAUCUUGCCUCCAAGAAACUUCAUUGAUUUACUUCUUAAAGUGAGGGAUGGCUCCUACAUACCCAAAGCUGAUGUAGUCAAGCGUACAAUGGUUGUAUUAGAACCUGAAGUAAAAGAUUUAGACCAGUUUGGUCCAUUCAUUUCAUACCUCUGCAGUGAUGUACCCACAUAUAGACUAGUCAAAAUAACUGAUCUAAUUGGAGGGGGGCUGAUUGAAAAACGAAGUAUUGAUGGCAAAGAUGAGCUUGGCAGCAAAGAUGAACUGAAUUGCAAGAACACAGCUAAGAUUGGUUACUUUUCUGGCAAGUUUUUGAUCGAAGACUCAGUGUGCUGGCAGUAAAUAUCCCCUUUUCAUAUUUGGGGUGGACUUCCACCUAGCAGUUUUUCUACUUAUAUUAUACUCAAAUCAGUCAUUUUACCACCAAUACUACUAACUAGAAUGCCAUCAUAGACAAUGUAAUCAAGAUCCAUUUAUGACAUUAUUUUCUAGAUAUGAAAAAAUGAUCUGGGUUGUGAUAAAAAUAAAUCGUAGAUUGCAGCAGUUUUGACUUAUCUCUAGUUAGUUAAGUCUCUCAGUGAUAGGUCUGGAUCAAUCCUUAAGAAUAUUUAACUUGCAUAAUAUAAAAGAAUUUAACUUUAAUUAACCCAUUAUUACUGAGGAAAUGCAACAAUUAAUGAUUAAUUUAUGUAUAGAACUACUUGUGUAUAGCAAAUUAAAUCAAUGUCCUAGGAUUCAAAAAGUGUCACUGGUUCUCCUACUGUGUGUAUCUAUAGACCAUUACUUUCAUUAUCAAAUAUGCUGUGACUAUGAAGAUGAGGCAAAGCUAGUAGGAUGAAAUUGAAGUCUAUAAAAUAUCUUUGUUGUAAAAUGAUUUCAGAAAGUGAUGUUUAAGUACAUGAGCCAGCUGCCUUUGUAGUGAAGAGUAUGCUGCUGUUUAUACCUGUAUACAAAUGUACGGUAGACAGUAGACCAACUUGAUUUGAUGACACAACUGCAAAUAAACACUAGAAUGUUAUUUCAUAAGUUGGAAGAAAGAUUUUUAUCCUGUUAUAUUUUUUAAAUGUAAAUUUUAAUUGAGUAAUAAUCUUAUCAUGUUUGUAUCGCAUGUAAAAUGUUUUUAUAUAUGGCACAAGAAAGUGAUUAAAUACUGUUCGUAUCGAUGUACAAAGAUUGGUGUAUGCAAAUAAUAGAUUAAAAUGUUUUUGCGUUUAUU
This is a messenger RNA of Saccoglossus kowalevskii, 1804 nucleotides long. RefSeq names its product integral membrane protein 2B-like. NCBI's taxonomy places the organism in Eukaryota, Metazoa, Hemichordata, Enteropneusta, Harrimaniidae. Gene Ontology annotation, cellular component: Golgi apparatus; plasma membrane; extracellular exosome. Gene Ontology annotation, molecular function: amyloid-beta binding. Gene Ontology annotation, biological process: negative regulation of amyloid precursor protein biosynthetic process. The record is from RefSeq and is a predicted model, not a curated record.